Molecule: messenger RNA, 1281 nt
Organism: Zonotrichia albicollis (white-throated sparrow)
Lineage: Eukaryota; Metazoa; Chordata; Aves; Passeriformes; Passerellidae
Source: RefSeq, a predicted model, not a curated record
AUGUGGAUGAGCAUCAGUCCCCCUGCCAUCUCACCCACUGAAGGGCAUGAUCUGUGUGAGACAGAUGUCCCCAGCGUGGCCAUACACAGUGUGACACUGCUCAUCUGCCUCUGUGGGCUGGCUGGGAACGGGGCUGUGCUCUGGGUCCUCAGGAUCCGCAUGCACAAGGACACCAUGAAACCCAUCACUGCCUACAUCCUUGACCUGGCCCUCAUCAACCUCCUCUUUCUCAUCUACAUGGUCCACUCCACUCUGCAAUUCCUGCAGGAGGAUUUCUCCUACUCCUCCAUCAUGUCCCCUGCAUACAUACGCUUCCUUUUCCUCCUCUUCCCGAUGUUCCACAGCGUAGGGCUGUACCGGCUGACGGCCAUCAGCAUCGAGAGGGGCAGGUCCAUGCUCUGCCCACCUGGGCUCUUCUGCCACCUUCCCCAGGACCUCUCAUGGGUGGUAGUCAGUGCCAUGCUCUGGGCCCUUUCCAUCACUGUCAUCACUGCCAUUUCUGUGGUGAAUUCCCUCCUGAUAUUCAAGAACAAUGGCAUCUUUAUCCUGGCUCUUCUCGACUUCCUCUUCCUCCUCUUUGCGGUCCCCUCUGCCCUCCUCAUCCUGGUGGAGGACGUGUCCUGCUCUCCUGUCUUGCCCUUGAUGUACAUGAACUUCGUUUUCCAGCUCUCAGUUUUAUCCUGCUACUGGGCACUGUACCGGGUGACGUUCGGCAACAACGAGCGAUAUAUGCGGAACUUCUCCAAGCUCUGCUGCCGCUGUGACCCUCCUCUGCGCCUGCUGUGGGUGCUGGUCAAUAUCAGAUACUGGGCCUUCUUUGCUGUCUUCACUGUCAUUCCCUCGGUGACAUUCCUGUGCCCAUCACACCAGCAGGAGCACUGCCGGGCAGCUUUCAUCUCUGUGUACCUCAUCAUCCUGCUCUUCAUUGCUGCACCCAUGCUCGUUUCAAGCACAGUCGAUUUCAUUAGGGCCAAGUGGGGCUCCCAGCAGCAGCAGCCCGAGAGGCACGACAUCGUUAUCUUUGUCAUUGGGCUCUUGGCUCUCAUCCUCAGCCUCUGGAAUUUCCUGCAGGAGUUCGGUUACAUCACUGUGCCCUCCCAGGUUGUUUUCCUGCUCAACUGCAUCCACAGCAGCAUCAAACCCUUCAUCUACUUCUUGUGGGGGAGGUGCUGGAGGCCCUGCUCCAUAAAGUCCCUCCGGCUCUCCCUCCAGAGGGUCUUUGAGGGGCAGAAAAUAAAAACUACACACAAAAAUGAUGCCACCAGGGACACUGGGGUGUGA